GAGAAGUGGACCGACAUUAUCAUAAUAGUUUCGAACGUCGUGAAGUAGUAACUAACAUCGCCGAUUCAAUAUCGUUGGGCUCCCAGCCACCUCACCAACCUGAGGCGAGCGCAGGAGCUAUGGCCUCGAGUUAUCGUUGCUAUCCCUUUCUCACCCAAGAGGAGUUUGCCGAGGUGUGUCAUUAUUUUGACGCAAAAUACUGUCGGACUACUCUGGGUCCCCUUCGUAGUCAAUGGCAGCUCAGACUUCGCACGGCCUUAGAUACUUCUCCGAACUCGGAUACUGGCGUGGUGACCUUCAUUCAAAUCACCAAGCCACUCGAGAGCCGUCGGAACAAUGAGGUCGACAACGAGCUCGCAUCCCGCCUCGGCAAUUUUGCUUUGAACGAGCCUCCUUUGCUAGACACGGACCAGUCCAUGGCUGAUAGUAUGCUGAUGAAUGAAGAAUUAGAUACGGAGGUGGUUCGAUAUCCAUCCAAACUGAACCCCAGCAGGGGAAAUGGUAUUGUAGAGUACGAAAUUCACCUUCACCCAACAUAUCAAGCACCGUGUCUGUGGUUUAGUUUACACAAUUUGCCAUUUGACGAGUCGCCGCUCGAUAUCGACUCCGUUUUCCGACAUUUGGUGCCAGACGAGUUCAUACAUCGUAUCGGCCACAAUCCCAUAGGAGGGAUCUCCAUCGAUCAUCAUCCCGUCACUGGCGUGCCGACAUUCUUCGUCCAUCCGUGUAACCUUGGAGAUGUCAUGGCCACUUUCGACUGCUCCAAGGAAGAUUAUCUCACGGUUUGGCUAGGUAUAGCUGGAAGCUGUGUAGGAUUGGGGGUGCCAAAGGAAUUGGCCAUUGGGUUAAGCGUAAACCCGGCGCCACAGCUAUUGCGUACCUGACACCGCAGCUUGGCCAGUAGAUGUUGUUAAUAAG
Molecule: messenger RNA, 918 nt
Organism: Xylaria bambusicola
Lineage: Eukaryota; Fungi; Ascomycota; Sordariomycetes; Xylariales; Xylariaceae
Exons: 3
Coding region: 120-884 (254 amino acids)
Biological process (GO): protein lipidation; macroautophagy; protein modification by small protein conjugation
Cellular component (GO): intracellular anatomical structure
Molecular function (GO): Atg12 transferase activity
Source: RefSeq, a predicted model, not a curated record